AAGCCCUAAGUACAACUCUGGCGUGUGCCUGGGACCGCAUGGUGAUUGCGCAAAGCUCGAGUCUGGAUACGGGCUGCUCCGCUAUGCUGCUUAGGAUAUUCACGAGUACCUAAAUUCAGGCUGGGGCUAAGGAUCCUAAGGACUCUUCCCAAGGCUUCCCACCCGGAGUGACCCAUGAUCUACCCCUGAUCUGCCCCUGGCAGAUGCCCGCUCUCCACCCACCUUCAACUUGAACUUAACUGACAGCCGCGGCACGAUGCUCAGCCUGCACUCUUUCCCCCUCAAGCAAUAACCAAACGUCAUAUUCACCAUCUACUACUCCUAUAACUGCAAGGAAAUGCAGGCUUCAGCUGUCCUUCCUGGGGGCGGUGCUUUCGGUGUAGAUGCGAUGCUGCGACGCCAUAUCUAAUAGCCUGAAUUUUGCGGCCUCCUCGUUGCGUGCCAUUCCGGAAGCUGAUCCAACCCCCUUACGCGCAAUGCGUCCGACCAUAUUCAGACGUUUGACCUUCGAGAGGGAAAAGUAAGAAAUAAACCGAGGGCUGUUUCGUCAACAAAGGGCUGUUCUUCCAGACAAUUCCUAAUGGCCGGGUCACCUGGACUGUCAGGCCGCAAUGCUCGCUUGAAGGACAAAUAAGCUGCAGCAUUGACUGUCAAUCAAGCGUCGGGUUGGGAAGGCUAAGGUACUCCUGAUGGGAGUGAACCAUUCUAUACAACAUCCCUUCUUCGGACCCAAAAAUCUGGCACGGCCGUAAGGGCCUGUCUGAGGCAGAAAAAUCGAUGCUACCUGAUGCUCGUGUGUCGAGCUGGCGUCUCGUCAGCAGGUCUUGUCCAGCCCCUGGAUACCUAAUUCAAGAUUGGGUCGUGUGAGAAACUGCGUGUCAAUCGUGACCUCCGAGGUCAAUCAGAAUCCCAAACGUCAGGAGUUCCCGGUUGACCGGCCUUUAGGAGCUCCAGGAUGCCAACAAUGAAAGCAGAAAACACAGGCCCGGACCAUCGACAGAAUGAGGCAAGCCUCAGCGAAGCACCCAGAAGUCCUAAAGCCCAACGACAGCAACAACCUAUUUUCCUUAACGGUGAGUGCGAGCUUGGUCAUUGUCUGAACCCAGGCUUUGACCGCCGGACCAGGGGAGGAGGACGGUCUGUGCCGUAAGACCGCUCGUACGGAAACUGAAUUAGAUGCUAUGCUCGAGCAUGAACAGUAACCUGCGGACGCCAAAUGGGCUCUGUUGUACCUAACCGAGGCGUGUGCCUCUCAUGCUCCUGCCGAUGAAUUGUUCCCGGCUCUCAUCGCCGGUAAUAACAGGACUCCAGGGAAUUCGCCGGAUCAUCGGCAAGAAUCGAGUUCUUACGGACUCUUGUUGCUCCUCUAGCCUGAGUGUCGGAUCGCAGUCCGCAGGAGGGUGGCAUUGCUGGCACGGAGCAGGUGCCAAUGAUUUCUGACAUUCUCGCACUGAAAGUGGUCGAUAGUAUGCAAGAGUUAGAAGAGGCUUGCCUGCGCUUAUGUGUCCUUAUCAGAACUUGCUUUAGUACUUAAAAGGGGUCUGUAGAUUCAAGUUUAGCAGGCAAGGCUGGCUUGAAAUGCAUUAGCACUCGAAUGUUAACGCCGGAGUUAAGCUGCUCGAACAGAGGCAUGAGAGCUCACAUAUCGACCGUUUUUUGCCCCCUCAAGAGAGAUGCACCUCCUUUUAUUUCACGUGCAUGUGGAACAAGGCUGCUAAUGCUUGAAGAAGCAAUCAGUUAUUGUUCGACACUGCAGUGAUUGCACUGGGGCAGGUAUAGCAUGCCUCGUGCGCUGUAAACACAGGCCACGUACAGUAGGAUUCAUCACUCAGGCUGUACUCCCACUGGCCAGGGGAGUUGGGCGCAAGUCACUCCAUGCACCGACGUCAAACAAUCAUCAUUUCUUCCGCCAACCAUUUAUUGCACCCUGGAUUUCUUGCAUAGGCGGACGGCGUUUUGUUAUGAUCCAACUCACGAAAAGCAGUCACUCCUUUUACAUCUGAUAUCGCUGCCGUUUCCGUCAUGGAUGAACUAGCGGGGUUGAACUGGUCUUCAACCCCGGGCAAUGCACAGAAACCCGCGACUUCGAACUAUUCAGCGUUUUCUACUUUAAAACCCACCCCUCCAGCCUCCGGACGUGCCUCGCCGCUGAAUCAGUCCUCUUCCAAACCCGGGUCGAAAUCCGCGACUCCUUCAAACGACAGUUUCGCGAAUUUGGUAUCAUUUGGAGGGAACUCGAACAAGAACCUCUCUCUGUUAGAGCAACAGAGGAGGUUGACGGAGGCGAAGUUACAGGAACAGCAGGCUAAGACACAGACGAUAAAGGACCAGUUUGCUGGGGGUGAUGAUCAAUUCUGGAACAAUUUGGGUAGCGGCAGGGGCACGCCCGUAGCGGAUGCUGCUCAGAAUGCACGAGAUUCUAGAAGUAACGGCGUGAAUGAUAGUGAAGACGAUGAUAUCUUUGCAGCGUUCAACCAGCCUCCUACAGCCCCCGCGGGCUCAGCGAGGCCUUCAGGACAGGCAGAAACUUUGGAAGAAGAUGACGACCCAUUUGGCCUUUCGAGUUCUGCUCCCCGGAGGGGUGAGACAGUGGCCACCACAACCACGGUUGACAACGACGACGACGUGCUUGGGCUGUUAGGACAGCCGGCACCUGCCAGACCGAAGGAGGACUCCGCCGUGCCCAGUGCCGGAACAACCGCAGGAGAAGUCCAUCCACAAGAUAAAGCGUUAGCGGAGCUUGUUGACAUGGGGUUCCCCCCAGACAAGGCUCGAGCUGCUCUUGAACAAACAGGAUCUGGUACCGAUGUCCAGGCUGCCGUGGGAUACCUCUUGAACCAUGCACACUCAGAGGCUCGGCAGAAAUCACGAAAUAGGGGUGCGGUUCAGUCAGGGGCAGACUCAGAUGGCUACCGCCGGGAUGAUGGUCCGGGACCACAAUCAUCCAUACGGCCAGAUCAGCCUCAUCAGCCUCCCAGCGGCCGGCAUGAUUUAUCUCGCGGCCCAGAAAAGGACUUCGAGCAGAUGGCUGCUGACUUUGGAACCAACUUCCUCAAAACAGCUGGUGCAUUCUGGAAACAAAGCACAAAGAAAAUGCAACAGGUUGUGCAAGAGCUGAAUGCUGACGUUGAUUCAAAUGGUCAACCCCGUUGGAUGAGAGAAGCCGAGCGUCCAGCCGAGCGUGCUCUUCGACCUUCGCAAAGAGGAGAUGAACCAGCCGCCGGUCGGCAACGUCGGCCUCCGAACGAGGCUCAAAUCCCGGCCAGUGUUACGGACGAAGCAUUGAUGCUCGAGUCCAGCCGGCCAACUCCUCCACCGCGUCCAACAGCAGCAUCACAACCACAACGGCGGGUAAAUUCUCCUGUUAAUAUGUCCCGUGGCCACUCUCCCAGCAUAAAUCCGGCUCCACGGGAGCCGCCCGUCAAGAAACAGCCUGCCUUUAUGCGGCAACAGGACCAAGCUCCGGCAGCGGCAAGCUCAAGGUCCUCUUUGAGCAGGAUGGCGGCAGAAGAACAGGCUGCGCAGGCCUAUGUCAGCUCCGCCCGACGACGGAAGCCUCCUCUAGAGCCUCAAGUGCCUGUUACAUCUUCCGAAGCAGAUCUUCUCAACGGUUCAACUACUGCAAACCCCGACAGGCAGAGACAGCAGGCAGCCGCUUCAAGUAACGUCCACGCACGUCCUCACCCACAGCCUGCGAGAGGCGUAGAGACAACAGUGCGUCCGCCACCUCCACCCCGGAAGAUUCCCCCAGUGUCCGAGCUCAGUCUAAAGGCCUCACAUUCCCACCGUGUAAAAGGCAACGAGCAUUUCAAACGCGGCGACUACUCAUCCGCACAUCAAUCCUACGCGACAUCUAUAUCCCACCUCCCGGACACGCAUCCACUUGUCAUUGUUCUCCUGACCAACCGUGCCCUGACGGCCCUUAGAAUUGGAGAGCCAAAGGCAGCCAUUGAAAACGCUGACAGGGCGAUUGCCGUUAUCGGGCCUUCGAAAGGCGAGUCAGAAAUGAUCGACUUUGGCACCGGCGACUCUCCCAAACCAAUGCGGGAAUACUACGGCAAAGCCCUCAUGCGCAAAGCCGAAGCGCUCGAGCAGAUGGAGAAGUGGGCUGAGGCGGCGGUUGUAUGGCGCGAGGCUGUCGAAGGAGGCCACGGUGGAGCUACCAGCAUCCAAGGCCGCAUUCGCGCCGAAAAGGCCGCAAAUCCAGAGGCAGCCGCAGCAGCAGCCUCAAAAGCGAAACCAGUCAGAUCUGCGGUGGAAGCUGGCACAGCUACGAAUGCCAGGAAACCCGCCCAAACAACAGGCCGCAGAGGCCCAGUGCCAAUAACGACCGCGACCACUACGACGCCAGCAGCAGCCGUUGCACGACUUCGCGCCGCCAACAUUGCCGCCGAGAAGGCGGAUGACGAGAAAUUCCGCCUCGCUGAGCUCGUGGACGCCCGUGUGCAGGCCUGGAAGGGCGGCAAAGCCGACAACUUGCGCGCCCUGCUGGGCAGCCUCGAAAACGUGUUAUGGGAGGGUUCGGGCUGGAAGAAGAUCAGCAUGGCCGACCUUGUCCUCCCGGCAAAAGUCAAGGUGCAAUACAUGAAGGGCAUCGCCAAGGUCCAUCCUGACAAGAUUCCGAUCGAUGCAACAACCGAGCAGCGAAUGAUUGCCGGAGCAGUCUUCAGCACGUUAAACGAGGCGUGGGAUAAGUUCAAGGCGGAGAAUGGGCUUUAGUAGUCGUGCUCCAGACCAGAUCCUAGAAUGGAGUCAUACUGCUUUCGUUCGUAGCUGUGACGCUCGCACCCUCCGUAUGCUCAGAAUAUGAAAUAGCAGCGGCACACGGGUCCAUCGAUUGUCGAGCUCAAUGUGGAUUUCCCGCUUCCCAAUGCCAGACUGCCGCCGCCGGCCGCUCGUAGCAGUAUUUGCCGGUCUAGGAAUAAGGUUGCCAAUGUUAAUCUAUAUCCAUAACGGCCUGCAAAUGCUGCUGGUGCUGACUGUGGUAUGUGGCAAUUAACAUGGCCCAUGUAUGCACACUGGUCGCGACAGCCUUCUUUGAACACCGCCAGUAUAUUCUGCUAGACACCCGCGGGUAUUCAACGACGAGUGUCGCCCAUUGUGCAUGCAGAACCACUGUCGCCCAUUGAGACAAAACAAAUGUUAGAUGCUCGGCGUCUGGAACACUUCGGUUCCGAAUAAUGACUUCCUCGGAAAGACCAAUGUUG
This is a messenger RNA of Exophiala dermatitidis NIH/UT8656, 5207 nucleotides long. RefSeq names its product non-specific serine/threonine protein kinase. The coding region runs from base 2023 to 4719 and encodes 898 amino acids. Gene Ontology annotation, cellular component: intracellular membrane-bounded organelle; vesicle; cytoplasm. Gene Ontology annotation, molecular function: clathrin binding. The transcript has 2 exons. Lineage: Eukaryota; Fungi; Ascomycota; Eurotiomycetes; Chaetothyriales; Herpotrichiellaceae. Gene Ontology annotation, biological process: clathrin-dependent endocytosis; clathrin coat disassembly. The record is from RefSeq and is a predicted model, not a curated record.